AUGUCUCUUCGUCUCUUCCGGAGCACCGCCCGUGCUGCCCGGGCCACCCGGCCAUGGACGGCCACAGCUUCCCCGGUUGCCGCCGCAUGGACACGGACCCGGACGGUGUCGACACAUAGCCAGGACGGCCAGCAAAAGAUUCUGGCAGCACACUUGCAACAGGCCGACCCGACCAUGUACGAGAUUAUCGAGAAGGAGAAAUUGCGCCAGAAGCAGUUCAUCAACCUGAUACCAUCCGAGAACUUCACGUCCCAGGCCGUCCUGGACGCCUUAGGCAGCCCCAUGCAGAACAAGUACUCAGAAGGCUAUCCCGGAGCUCGGUACUAUGGCGGCAACGAGUUCAUUGACCAGUCCGAGCGGCUCUGCCAACAACGCGCGCUGGAGACAUUUGGCCUCUCCGAUAAGGAUUGGGGUGUCAACGUACAGGCUCUCUCCGGUGCUCCCGCAAACCUGUACGUCUACUCCGCCCUCAUGGAGACCCACGACCGCCUCAUGGGCCUCGACCUCCCCCAUGGCGGCCACUUGUCGCACGGAUACCAGACGCCGACCAAGAAGAUCUCCUUCAUCUCGAAAUACUUUGAGACCCUGCCAUACCGCCUCGACGAGUCCACCGGCUACAUCGACUAUGACAAGAUGGAGGAGAUGGCCCUCAUCUACCGGCCCAAGAUCAUUGUUGCAGGUGCCAGCGCCUACAGCCGCUUCAUCGACUACAAGCGCAUGCGUGAGGUCUGCGACAAGAUCAAUGCCUAUCUGCUCGCCGAUGUUGCCCAUCUGUCCGGCAUGAUUGCCGCCAAGUCCAUCCCAAGCCCCUUUGCCUACGCCGAUAUCGUCACCACCACCUCACACAAGUCACUUCGCGGCCCCCGCGGAGCCAUGAUCUUCUUCCGUCGCGGCGUGCGUCGUGUCAACGCCAAGACCAAAGAGGAGGAGCUAUACAACCUCGAGAACCCCAUCAACGCGUCCGUCUUCCCCGGCCACCAGGGCGGUCCCCACAACCACACAAUUGCCGCUCUCGCUGUCGCCCUCAAGCAGGCCCAGACCCCCGAGUUCCGUGCCUACCAGGAACAGGUGCUUGUCAACGCCCAAGCGCUGGCUAAGCGCCUUGGUGAACCAAAGGACAAGGGUGGCCUCGGCUACUCGCUCGUCUCGGGCGGCACCGACAACCACCUGGUUUUGGCCGACCUCAAACCGCAGGGCAUUGACGGUGGUCGCGUCGAGCGCGUACUGGAGCUGGUCGGUGUCGCUGCCAACAAGAACACCGUGCCGGGCGACCGCUCGGCGCUGACACCCGGCGGUCUGCGCAUGGGCACGCCUGCCAUGACAACGCGCGGGUUCAGCGAGCACGACUUUACACGGGUGGCCGACAUUGUCGACCGCGCCGUGACGAUUGCGGUGCGCGUGGACAAGGCGGCCCGCAAGGAGGCCGAGGAGAAGGGCGUGAAGGGUGCUGGCCGUCUGCGGGUGUUCCUGGACCACCUGGGCAACGGCGAUGGUGUGCCCGAGAUCCUGCAGCUGCGCAGCGAGGUUGCCGACUGGGUUGGGACCUACCCCCUGCCCUGGUCGACCAAGGAGUAA
Sporothrix brasiliensis 5110 is the source of this 1575-nucleotide messenger RNA. Its product is annotated as glycine hydroxymethyltransferase. The record is from RefSeq and is a predicted model, not a curated record. Gene Ontology annotation, molecular function: pyridoxal phosphate binding; cobalt ion binding; glycine hydroxymethyltransferase activity. The transcript is spliced from 5 exons. NCBI's taxonomy places the organism in Eukaryota, Fungi, Ascomycota, Sordariomycetes, Ophiostomatales, Ophiostomataceae. Gene Ontology annotation, biological process: L-serine catabolic process; tetrahydrofolate interconversion; folic acid metabolic process. Bases 1 to 1575 code for a protein of 524 amino acids. Gene Ontology annotation, cellular component: cytoplasm.